Leptosia nina is the source of this 975-nucleotide messenger RNA. The record is from the annotation of a GenBank genome assembly. NCBI's taxonomy places the organism in Eukaryota, Metazoa, Arthropoda, Insecta, Lepidoptera, Pieridae.
AUGUCCACUAUACUCGAUGUCUGCGGUCCCCUCUCGCCGCCCUCGACGCCCCCGUUGAUGGAAGAAAAAGUGGAGUCGCCCAAAAAUGGUGCACCGAAACGAGCCAGAGAGUCGCCCCCGGCCGGGCUGGUCACCCCCCAACCCUCGGACUCCGAAGGGGAGGAGGAGUGCAGCAAACGACAGCGCUGCGAGCUGGCCCGGUUGCUGCUCACUACGCCUCCGCCGGAACCGUUCGGUGUCUCCCCGCGUCCUUCCGUCAUAAUGAGGGCUCACAAGGAUGGCACUUGUAGUCCCGAACCUCUACCGCCGCCCCCUGAAACGAUGAACAUCCUCAAAACACUAAAAUUUAAAAUGAACCGCGGCCACAGUUAUUCGCAAGCGAAAUACAUCGCUACGCAGACACACAGGCCAGCCGCACCUCCGGAAGCGCCCGUAGCGAAAGUGGAAGAAGCGCGGGUCCCCUCGCCCCACCCAGAGGUGCAGGCGAAACAGGAAGAGCGGGUCCCGCAGGCGACCGCGUCGACGCCCGGCUGGGUCCCUCUUGCUCCGCGACCUGCGCCCGCCGUCAUAGUCCCCGGCGCCCUUCUUCCCACCACAGCGCUGUGGCUCGUCACGCCGGCUCCGGCCGCCCGGCGAAGACUGUACGAGUGUUCCCACCCCGGCUGCGGCAAGAAUUACUUCAAGUCGUCGCACCUCAAGGCCCACGCGCGCACCCACACCGGGGAGCGGCCGUUCCGAUGCCUGUGGGUCGGGUGCGAGCGACGCUUCUCCCGGUCCGACGAGCUCUCCCGCCACAAGAGGACCCACACCGGCGAGAAAAAGUUCGCGUGCCGUGUGUGCAACCGCCGCUUCAUGCGCUCCGACCACCUCGCCAAGCACGUGAAGAGGCACGCCAAAGAGAGGACCCCACAGCCUCCGGUGCUGCGACUGCUCCCGUCCCCCCCGAUCGCCAUCCCCGUGCCCGCCGCGCAAUGA